AUGGUUCCAAUUAUAAUGUUUCAAUUGGCUUCAUCGGUUGUCGUAGCAUGUAUAUUUCAAUUCUCAGCACUACAUUGUCAAGGUCCAUUCGAGACCUUCGUCAAAGUACAGCCAAGUGCUUUAACCGUUGCACUAACAGUUUAUUUUGUGUUUAUUUUGACAGAAGCCCAACUUUUAAAGAAUCUUUUCAAGAAAUACAAUUCAAAAAUGAGACCUGUCUUUAACGAAAACACUCCAGUCUAUGUCACUGUGGACUAUAUUCUCUACUCUAUCAAGUCCAUCAAAUGGGUUGAUGAAUUUUUGACAUGGAAUAAGAGUGACUACGGUAACAAGACGUCAAUUGUGUUAAAAGCUGGUGACGUCUGGAAGCCUGAGAUCUCUGUCAGGAAUGGACCAGCUACUCAGCAACGGAAUGAAAUUCAAAAAAGUUUUUUACCAAAACUCAAUCCAAGCGAACGAUUGUACAAUUUGAUGAAUGAUGUUGAGAUACUGGUAAAAUUGAAACAACUACUCCAAGAGAUGAAUGACGUUAUCCAUAAGGAAACCAACCUAAUACCAAACAAAAGUCUCUGGAUUGAAAUGGUGAACGUGGUGAACAGAUUUUUCUUUUGUGUAACUGUCGUCGUCUCAUCGGCUGUCGGCAUGUGGCUGUUGUGUCACUCCCAAAAAUCAGACAUUGACGAUUCUGUCUAA
Messenger RNA from Helobdella robusta, 693 nucleotides. RefSeq lists its product as hypothetical. The record is from RefSeq and is a predicted model, not a curated record. Gene Ontology annotation, biological process: monoatomic ion transport. Gene Ontology annotation, molecular function: extracellular ligand-gated monoatomic ion channel activity. The transcript is spliced from 4 exons. Gene Ontology annotation, cellular component: membrane. Bases 1 to 693 code for a protein of 230 amino acids. Lineage: Eukaryota; Metazoa; Annelida; Clitellata; Rhynchobdellida; Glossiphoniidae.